UAAUAUCACAGCUUCAAGAAAGGAUAUCAGAUCUUACCUUGUAUCUAGAGGAGGAAAGGCUCAACCAUAAACAGACAAAGCUCAAGGCAGAUGAAUUUCUUAAGGACAAAAUCGAGGAGUUGGAAAAUGCCAGAAGAAAUGCUUUAGCAGAUAAAGAAAGGGAAGGUGAGGAUGAGUUACAAAAGUUGAAGAAAUCCAUGGAAACAGAACAUACCAACUAUAAGACUAAUGCUGAAGCUCAAAUUGCGCGUAUGAAAAAGGAGAUUGAGUUUCUGCAGGGAGCAUUUGAGUCCUAUAAGUCGUCCCUACAUCAGGAAACGGAGGAAAAAUGGAAACGGAAAGAAGAAGAUCUGAAAAACGAUCUCGAAACGCAGAAAAAUAAAGAAUUACAGGAAAUGAAACAAAAGUUCAUGCAAGAGAAAGCAUUAGAGAAAAGUCAAUGGAGUAAAGAUCAACAUAGGGCAAUUGAUGCAAUACGCAAAGAAAAUAAAAGAGAAAUGGAUAGUUUAAUAAGAAAGUUCUCCAAUGUAGCAGCAGAUUUAGAAAGGUUACAGAAAUGUACAGCAGAACUAGAGGAAACAAAGGUGGAGUUAGCCAUCGUGACAGAGAGAUACAAUGAGACAUGUCAACAACUAGCCAAAAUUACAACUACGCUCACAGAUACGAAAGUUCGGUUGUUUGCAUUUGAGGAACAGUUUGAUCAGAAAGUUCAAGAAGUAGAUGAAAAAUACAAGGCAAAAAUAGAUGAGCUGAUGACUCAGAACACAGAGUUAAAACGCUUGUAUGUAAGCAAAUGUGGUGAGCUUUAUGAAGAGAAAGUUUUGUUCGAGAGAGAUCGUCAGGAACGCGUUAUGACAGCCAAAGAAACCAUGCAUAAAAUGUUGCAGUCUAAACAUAAAGCUGAAGUAAGCCUUACCCCCGGUUUGAAGGAGAUCGAAGACAAGCAACGACAGCCGAAAGUUCGUCCAGGAAGUGCACCGAUCACUAAAACAGAGACUGAAUCGGCUGCAUUAAGUGCCGGAGAGACUGAACAUCUCAAAUCUGCAGAAAAUGACAGUGUGCGUCCGACUGUGAUUUUACCGGAAGAUUCAGCAGAGAUCGAACAGCUCCGGAAAUCGUUGAUGGAGGACGUAAAAUCCAUGCCGAAGGAAGAAUUAUUAAAGACGGUGUCCGAUUCAGUAUCUUGAGUAUUGGAGGACGUGUUAUCUUUAAAUUAUUAGCAAAAUCCCUUUGUGCCACACUAUUACAUACGUCACACAUAUUUUAUUUCGUUCAAAGAUCUUUUCAGAACAAGACAUAAAAGGUUAUAAAAACCC
Molecule: messenger RNA, 1316 nt
Organism: Ruditapes philippinarum (Manila clam)
Lineage: Eukaryota; Metazoa; Mollusca; Bivalvia; Venerida; Veneridae
Product: RB1-inducible coiled-coil protein 1-like
Cellular component (GO): cytoplasm
Source: RefSeq, a predicted model, not a curated record